CCUCUCUGGUAAAAUUUUGCUAUUUGCUCACUUUAAUUGUUAAAGUAAACUCAUAAAUUUAUCAAAGAUUGAGAAAUUGAGAAAGAAGUGGCACCAUGCUUCUCUCUUAAAACUUGGAAGUUCUCAGAUAAAUAUGAGAGCUGCCUUACAAAAGUUUAAAGCUCCAGCCUCUUGAGAGUUAGCCCUAGCAAUAUGAAGCAAUCCCAUGUGAUGGCCAGAGAGUGAGACAUUGAUGUUAGAAGAGAUACAAUCACUUUUAUUGACCAUGAAAAUGAGAGAAGACUGUUAUAGUUAAGGGCAAAAUUUUUGAACGAAAAUAGCAAAACUACAGCUUGGCAGCCCAUUUGGGACUACUUUCUUUCCGACAAGAGGCUGAUACUAAAGAAUCCAAUAGACACCAGAUAGAUACUCUUGAGGAUGUUCUUCACUAACCGAUGAAUAAAGCCAUGGCCAAAGAUGGUUUCAUCAAGCUUCUCAAUAUUAAGAUUCCUCGUUAAUUUCCACAUUG
Messenger RNA from Moneuplotes crassus, 508 nucleotides. The record is from the annotation of a GenBank genome assembly. NCBI's taxonomy places the organism in Eukaryota, Ciliophora, Spirotrichea, Euplotida, Euplotidae.